AUGUCCGUGGACAACGAGCUUCGGGGCAGGCUUGCCCUGAUUACGGGGGCAUCCGGAGGGAUUGGCGCAGGCUGUGCCCGAGAUCUCUAUCGACAAGGAUGUCAUUUGGCCCUCACAUAUUCCAAGAACAAAGCGAACGUCGACUCCCUCGUCGCCGAGUUGCAAGCCUCUCCAUCCGACCAGAGAAUAUCCUCCCACCAAGUUGACAUGGCAUCUACAGAAGAUAUGGAAAGACUAUUUCAAGAGAUCGGAACGGAGCAUAGUCAGGGGCCUGACAUAUUGAUUGCAAAUGCCGGGUACGGAAAGAGGAUACCUCAAAUACAGGACAUCAGUUACGAAGAGUGGGAUUAUACCAUUCAGAUCAACCUGCGAGCGCCUUUCGUUCUUGCCAAGCUAGCUGUUCCUCACAUGGCACAACAGAAAUGGGGUCGGAUCAUCAUGAUGGGGAGCAUAGCAGGAUAUGGCGGAGGCAUCAACGGCUGCCACUAUGCAGCAUCGAAAGCCGGUCUCAUGGGCAUGGUCAAAAACCUGGCGCUGAAGCUGGCCAAGGAUGGCAUUACUGUCAACGACGUUGCACCUGCGAUGAUAGGCGAGACCGGAAUGAUCCCAGACGCCAAAUUUCUUGUGGGGACCCCUGGGGAUGUUAAGAACAUUCCAGUGGGGAGAUUAGGCACAACUCAGGAAUGUGCUAAUGUCGUGACGAUGAUAUGUAAAACGGGGUAUUUGACUGGACAAAGUAUACUGCUGUCAGGAGGACUGAAGUAG
This is a messenger RNA of Capronia coronata CBS 617.96, 765 nucleotides long. Its product is annotated as 3-oxoacyl-[acyl-carrier protein] reductase. The record is from RefSeq and is a predicted model, not a curated record. The transcript is spliced from 2 exons. NCBI's taxonomy places the organism in Eukaryota, Fungi, Ascomycota, Eurotiomycetes, Chaetothyriales, Herpotrichiellaceae. The coding region runs from base 1 to 765 and encodes 254 amino acids. Gene Ontology annotation, molecular function: oxidoreductase activity, acting on the CH-OH group of donors, NAD or NADP as acceptor.